Gavia stellata (red-throated loon) is the source of this 686-nucleotide messenger RNA. Its product is annotated as small ribosomal subunit protein uS12. The coding region runs from base 1 to 633 and encodes 210 amino acids. The record is from RefSeq and is a predicted model, not a curated record. Gene Ontology annotation, molecular function: structural constituent of ribosome. Gene Ontology annotation, cellular component: cytosolic small ribosomal subunit; ribosome. Gene Ontology annotation, biological process: translation. The transcript is spliced from 4 exons. NCBI's taxonomy places the organism in Eukaryota, Metazoa, Chordata, Aves, Gaviiformes, Gaviidae.
AUGUCUGACCCGCCGCCGCCUUGGGCGGUAGCAGCGCCCGCCGCCAUUACCCUUCACAUCGGGAGCGACGCGGCCGGGCCUGGCUGGGCCGCGUCCCCGCUUGCGGGGCGGGGGGGUGGCGCACGCCGCUGGGCGGCCUCCCGGGCCCGGCGGGGGGGCGGUGUCGGGAGCGGCCCCCUCAUCUCUCUUCGCCCUUGCUCCGCAGGGAAGUGCCGAGGACUCCGCACCGCCCGGAAGCUCCGCAGCCACCGCCGCGACCAGAAGUGGCACGACAAGCAGUACAAGAAGGCCCACCUGGGCACAGCGCUGAAGGCCAACCCCUUCGGCGGCGCCUCCCACGCCAAAGGGAUCGUCCUGGAGAAAGUUGGAGUAGAAGCUAAACAGCCCAACUCUGCCAUCAGGAAAUGUGUUAGAGUCCAGCUGAUUAAGAAUGGCAAAAAAAUAACAGCUUUUGUUCCCAACGAUGGCUGCCUGAACUUCAUUGAGGAAAACGAUGAAGUUCUGGUUGCUGGUUUCGGUCGGAAGGGUCACGCUGUUGGUGACAUUCCUGGAGUUCGCUUCAAGGUGGUCAAAGUAGCCAAUGUUUCUCUGUUGGCUUUGUACAAGGGCAAGAAGGAGAGACCAAGAUCAUAAAAUUAGAUUAAUUUGCCAAGAAUAUCAAUAAAAUUUUUGAUUGGAAAAACCUC